This is a messenger RNA of Danaus plexippus (monarch butterfly), 1955 nucleotides long. RefSeq names its product WAS/WASL-interacting protein family member 1. The coding region runs from base 424 to 1893 and encodes 489 amino acids. Gene Ontology annotation, molecular function: actin binding. The transcript has 8 exons. Lineage: Eukaryota; Metazoa; Arthropoda; Insecta; Lepidoptera; Nymphalidae. The record is from RefSeq and is a predicted model, not a curated record.
UUACUCGUUUUGACAGUUGUAGACCGCCAUGUUGCAAUUUGUGAAUUGUAUGAAUUUUUCAUUAAUACAUUUGAGAUAGACUGAAUACAUUCGAACCGAUAAAAAAGUUGUUUUAUUAGCGUCUUACACAGACAUAAUCUGAACGUUCUGUGCUUAAGCAUUCAUGUCGACUGUCAUAAGCAUGAGGUGAUACAAACUAAAAUAUAGUGCCUACGUACUUCCUACAAUGAUUAAUCUUCUGGGGCAAGGCUCUUAGUGUUUUAUGUAAAUUAGUAUGGAUUGGUGGGUUGUGACGUAUCCAAGAUUGAAUGUUAUUGUCACACGUUAGUAUCGUCGUGCACUCUGAUCGAGAACAACGGUUGUAACAAGAAUAUAGUGAACAACAAAUGGAACAUAGUUUUUAGUUAAACCUAGCCCUUAAUCAUGCCUCCUCCACCACCACCUGGGCCGCCGCCACCUCCCGGGCCACCGCCCCCGCCUUUGUUCGGCGGUUCUAAGAGUAAUGCACCAGAUAAUAGAGGCGCCUUACUAAAUUCUAUUAGGCAAGGUACAAAAUUAAAAAAAACUGUGACAGUGGACAAAAGUGGACCUUUUAUUGCGGGGAAGACGACAAAUGUGAGUAGCAGUUCCCCUGUGGGCAACGGUGUGAGAACUGGGGGCUCCAACUUCAAUGGAGGAGCCCCUCCAGGCUUGGGUGGACUUUUCGCAGGUGGCAUGCCUAAGCUAAAACCCACUGGCAAAUUAUCAGGCACAACACCGAAUGGUCAAAUCAGAUCAGAUCCACCAAGGUUUCCUCCACCACAACAAAGGUCUCCUGAGAAAACGAGAUCGGAACACACAAGACAGUUUCCCGGACCUAAUGUUGCUGCAAUAUCUGAAGCUCUCGCUUCAAGGGAUGUCCCUCCGACGAGAGAGGCUCCAACAAGGGAGGCACCUAGUAGGCCUUUGGUCAGGCGGCAACCGAGUGAAAUUAAAACCAGAGGUCCCCCUCCUGAACCACCCACACAGAAACAAUUUAUGCCUUUGAGCUCGUCGGAUUCCAUUCUGACGUCGGGUUCCGUAGCUGAACGCAGCCGCAGUCUCCAACAGGCUUCGGAACAGAGCCUGCCUCAGAACGUCGCCUCGACGUUACACAGGAAUAGGAGUUCUUUGCAUUCAGGCUCACAGAUGUCUUUGGGAGGUUCCAUGACGUCACUAUCCUCAUCGCCUCAGACCCCGUCCCCGUCAUCGUCGUUAUCCACAUCCGAUCUCUCGGACCGUCCUCGCGUCAGUCACGGGAAGCCCAACCUGGCCCCGAAGCCGCCGGCGUUGGCCCCCGCCCCCGAUAGGCCUUCGCCACCGCCUAAGAAGUUGAUAGUGAAUGGCAAGCUGGCGGCACGAGCACAGAGCAUGAGAGCUCCAAGGUCCCCCCCGGUGUCCCCGCCGUCUCCCGCGAGCGCUCGCCCCCCGCCGCCCUCCACCCAGCUGGUACACACCAAGAACCCAGCCUCACACUUCGGUACCCUGCGCGCGCCCCGCGGCCUUCGUCCCCCCGGAGUGUGUCCCCCUCCUCCGCCGGGUGCUCCGCCCCCGCCCCCCGUUCCGCCAGCGCGGGCUGCCUCCCUGGCUCAACCUCCGCCGCCGCCGCCGCCACAUCAUCACCGGGUACAUCACACCAGCACUAGCAGCGAGGACGCGCCGCCGCCGCCCGUGCGAGGCUCCUCCAUCCGCGCCGAGCUCGAGGCGCGGUUCGCUGAACUGUUCCACCCUCAGACCAACUUCCCACAACCCGAACCCUUCCUGAGAGUCACCAAAGGAUACAGCAGCGCCACAGUAGUGAGUAAGGCCCCGGCUCCGGCACCUCCUCUGCGUGUGCCGCUGGAAGGUUGGACGGGAACGUCGAGCGCGUGCUAGCGGCCGCGGGGGGCGCCCGCCGCCGCGCCCGCGCCCGCCCCCGCUCGCACUGACAACGCACA